This is a messenger RNA of Menidia menidia (Atlantic silverside), 807 nucleotides long. The record is from the annotation of a GenBank genome assembly. Lineage: Eukaryota; Metazoa; Chordata; Actinopteri; Atheriniformes; Atherinopsidae.
UUGCGGAAGGUAGCUGACGAAGAGCAGCGGAGGAAUGUUGUCCGGGCUGCGGGCCCACCUGCCCGGCCAGCAGAGGAGCGAAGACCCGGUGUCCCGCGCCGGAGGGGAAACCUGGCAGCCAUGAUGGCCAACAGGCGACAACAAAGAGAAGAGCAAGAGGAACCGCCCGCCGAGGAAGAGGAGGAGGAGCAGCCGAACGUCGUUCCCGCCGCAAAAGUCGGCGCCAAGAAACAGAAGAAGUUGGAGGAGAAACAGGCCAGGAAAGCCCAGAGAGAGGCUGAAAUGGAGGAGAGAGAGGAGAGGAAGAAGAUGCAGGAGCUUCGAGAACAGGAGAGACGGCAGGAAGAUGAGAGGGAACGACAGCUGGAAAAGAAACAGGAGGAGGAAGAACGGCGGGCGAAGGAGGAGCAGGAACGGCGAGAGGAAGAGGAGUAUUUAAAACUCAAAGCUUCCUUUGUCAUCGAGGAUCAGGGCGAGGCCGAGCAGCUCUCCGAGGACCAGUCGCGGAACCUUCUACAGGAUUUCAUUCAGUACAUCGAGACGUCCAAGGUGGUUCUUCUGGAGGACCUAGCGUCUCACUUUGGGAUGAGGACGCAGGAUGCUAUCGCCAGGCUGCAGGACCUGUUAGCCGAAGGCACCCUCACAGGUGUGAUCGAUGACAGGGGCAAGUUCAUCUCCAUCACGCCGGAGGAGCUGGACUCGGUGGCUCAGUUCAUCAAACAGAGAGGCAGGGUCUCCAUCGCGGAGCUGGCUCAGGCCAGCAACUCCCUGAUCAACCUGACGCCCGAGAGCCGGAGCGCCGCCUAA